Molecule: messenger RNA, 1436 nt
Organism: Nicotiana attenuata
Lineage: Eukaryota; Viridiplantae; Streptophyta; Magnoliopsida; Solanales; Solanaceae
Exons: 7
Coding region: 602-1255 (217 amino acids)
Source: RefSeq, a predicted model, not a curated record
CCCAAUCACUUUAUAACGAAACACACGUUUGUGAUUUCAGUUAAUAUAUGUGUAAUUUGAGAUUGAGGCUAAGCAGUAAGCACGAACAGACUGCUGCAAUUCAUUCUUUCCUACUUCCUUAUGUUCGCCGCUCUCUGUGCUCUUGGCUACAAAUCUAAAUUCAUCCUCUUGAAUCACUUUCUUUAUUUUAACAGUUAGGCAUCAAGGCUCAAAGCUUCUAUUUGCUACCAACUGGUCCAAGUGUAGGUUUUAAGGCUUAAUAAAAGCUUCUGCUUGCUACCAAGUUUUCCGAUAGGUCUUUAGUGAUAAUCGUGCCCGGUUAGAGAAAAUAUUUCAAGGUUAAGAGUGAAGUCCUGUUGGGAAUUGUUUGCUCUUUGGAAUACUCUCGAGCAUCUAUAAUCACUGACAAGUAAAAGAUAAGGUGAGCAAAUAUCUGUGACGACCCCAAUCGGUUUCUUCUCCACGGUAAUGCUCAAGAGUAUAUUUUUGUGGACAAAAGGAGUUGUAGCUUAGUAAAGGAAAGAAGGGGGGAAAGAAACAAAGGAAGGUAGACUCCAUAAUUCGAAAGCUUCAAAUUAAGCUGAUUGUCCUAGGUUUGGAGAUGGAAAGCAGUAUAAAGAAUGAACUCUACCCUGACACCUUUCAUAUGUCAAAUCUUCAAUCAAGUCUUAGGUCGACUAGUGAUACCGGAAACAAUGAUUCACAUGACAGCGAAUGGGACGACGUGUGGAAUGAUGAUGGAGAUUUGUGUCAUGAUUCUACUGAUAAAUUGGAUAAAACAUCUGAAAUGGACAGGGAAUGGCAGAGGCGGCAUGACCAAUUCCAUACUAUUGGAUACCGUGAUGGUCUUAUGGCAGGGAAAGAAACUUCAGCACAAGAGGGAUUUAACAUCGGUUUUAGGCACUCUGUAUAUGUUGGAUACAACUGGGGUCUUGUCAGAGGUAUCACUAGUGCUUUUGCCUCUCUUCCUGAUGGCUUGAAAGAAAGAAUGGUUGAUACUAAGGAAAUCCAGUAUAAGUUCCAACACUUACACGAGUCGGUGCAAUCUCGUUCAACAAUGGAAGUGCUUAAGGUGUUCCAUGAUUAUCUGUCAAAGAAAUCGGAAGAGAGUGGUAAAGAUGAUAAAUCCAGCUCCUGCUUGGCCGAUGCCAAUGACCUCAUCCCCGAUGACUAUCUUCUGGACCAUUACCAGAAAGAGCUACAAUCACUUAUUGAUGAAUCAGGGCUCAAAUUGCACUUAGACGCAAAGCAAUAGCUUUUCCUUCAGAAGUGAUGUUUUUCCAUCAUACUCCUAGAAAAUUGCAUUCAGAAGAAAAAGGAUAGUAUACUUGAAUGCAUAGUUUGUAUCUGGAAUAUUUCCAUUUUCUAAUAUUAUAUGCAAGGUUUAAGUUGAAGUUGUGUGGCAUUUUGAAGAGAAAUAAAAAAUUACUUUUUGA